GCUCGAAAUUUGACAGAGAAAUUGAAUUUUAUCAUACCUGUUAAACCUAUAUUGUUCCAUAAAAAUGGAACAAGAUAAUUUCUACAAGUCAUUAAAUCGUGUGCUAACAUUGUUGAUUGAUAAUAAGCUUCGAGAAGACAUUGACGAUACUUUGUUGGAAAAACUUUUAAAUGUAUUGAAAGAGGGCAUGUCAAUUGAAAGUUUUAUUUAUGAUCUGCAGAAAAAUACCAAAACUUUAAUUCUAUUUGACAAAGCUCUUUCUGAUCUAAUCAAGGAAAGAAAAAAACUCUCGUCAGCCAUAACAGUAUUCUCUUUAAAGCUCUUUGGUUAUUUGCUUCAAAAUAAGAAUAUAUUUAUGGAACUUAAAAAUUCUCAAGUCAUUAAUGAUUUAGCAAUUAUACCAAAGUAUAAUAUAUUUAUUACUUGUUCACCAUCUAUUCAAGAUGCCCUUAUUACAAUGUUGAUGUCUAUAGCAACACAUAGCGAGGGAGCUUUGUGGCUAAUUGAACAAAAGUUCAUAGAAUUUGUAUUUUCAAGUUAUUCUUCAACAAGUUAUUAUGUAAAGAAAACUAGUUCUAAGUUUCUCUACUCAGUAGUUGUGUUAUGGUCAACUCCUGAAUUUUCUGUAUCUUUGGAAGAACAACAAAAGGAUGUUCUGAUAAACACCAUCCAAGACAUUAUGACAAAACUUAUUUCUGGUAUUCAACCACCCAAUGACAAAGAAACUGAAAAUUUUUGUAACUACUGUGUUUCAACUUUAAAGCAAAUAUCUUUAAGUGAAGCAAAGUUACCGAGUAUGCAUUUGCCUCUUAUCAAUGCAAUACUUCAUUACUUUAAAAAUAUGGACACAAACAACAAAAUUAAUCAAGAUGCAGCAGAACUUUUUUGUAUUGUAGAAAAGAGGUAUCAUUCUGAUAUAACAGUUAUUCGACAAAUAAUGCAUGUACUUGUAGAAAAAAGGAAGCUUACUGAUGCAUUUUAUCUUGCCUCAUCCUUUCUUAGUGCAGAACAGCACCUUAGGCUAUUUUCUGAUCCUAGACUUAGUUUCUUUUUGAUGCCAUUUACCAUUUUGGAAGAUAACAUACCUCCUAACUAUGAGGAAGAGAUUUUCCUUUUAUCUUCAGAUACAUUGUACAGAAUUUUAGUAGAACAAAUGAAGACAAAAUCUCAGGGUGUGUCCCUUAUAAUAUCAUCUCUUGCAGCUCUGUCAAAGCUGGCACCUUUCAUAGGGAAAAAACUAAUUGAAUCUAUCAUAAUCUCAGUGGGAGUAAUUUUUCUGCAAGACCCAGAGGAUGAGAAAAGACACUAUUUGUCUUGUUUAUGUUUGGAAGAUAGGAAAAUUUGUUUGGCUUUUUUAAAAUUAUUUUCAUCUCUCCUCUCAAAAGAAGCUUACAAAUGUAUGACUGAUCAAAGUAAGAUGUUGUUGUUUAAAUAUUUCAUCAAGAUUCUGCAAAAUCCUACAACUGAUUGCAAUAUAGUCUCGGAAGCUUUACUCCUCCUGAAAUCUUAUAUUGGUUUGAAUGCCGAGCAUAAGUUUGAGGUUAACUCUGUACUAAAGGGUGAAAUUGUAGCACUUAUUUGUAGAAAACUCUAUGGAAAUAAGGAACCUAUUGUUGACAGUGCCUUACACAUUGCUGGAGAAAUAAUGAAUGGUGAAGAUCACCAGUUAUGGAUGGAAUUAGUCAUGCAGAAUUCUCUGCACACAAUUGUAUGGGACAUAGCCAUUGAAAGUAAUCAUGAUGGCAUCAUAAAAGCAUCAGCUUUAUCUGUAAUCACUGUAGCUUGCUCCCGGCCAUACUAUUUUGAUAGCAUCUACUCUGCGAAAGGUGUUUCAAAAGUUGACCUGAUGAAUAUCCUGUGUAAUUAUGUUCUGGAUGAUGAUUUCUUUAUCCAGAGGGAAGCCAUUUUAUGUGCAAGCCGAUGGAUGCAAUUGAAUCAUAUCAUUCUGCCUGCAUCCUGUAAAGAUAACUUGUACUUAAUUUUUUCAUCUGCCAUCAGAAGUUUAGAUUUAGACCUAAAACUUGCUGCUUUAAAAGAAUGGCAGUGUUUCAUAGAGAAUGAAACAUUUUUCCCUCCUAUAUCUGAAACUGACAUUAACGAGUGCCUGACAGAAUACUGCUCCUCCGGGUUCGGAUCAUCAUUGUUAUAUGCCAUCGAAGAUUACGAUGAAGCCGUGAAGUACGAAGCAGCUAGAAUGAUGCUUAAAUUGAGACAGAAGCUGGUUGAUAAAGGCAUCACCAAAGAUUUUAUAUCAGAAGAUGCAAAAAUGUCUGAAAAUAUUCUCAUUCCAGAUAUUGCCGAUUCUUUUUCAGCUAUAUCUGUUACAAAGGAAGAGCGUGAUGAAGGUAUAGACAAUGUCAUGGCAUUGUCAACCACUGAACAAAUUUUGAAUAUCUGCAAAACAGCAGAUUUUCAGUUGCACAAUAAUUACACUUUCACUGUUCCUGAUUUAGGGUUAGAAACCCUUUCAUGUUCAGUGAAAGCAUUCUGGAGUUCCUUGUGGUCUGGUAAAUUAGAUGUUAUACUUGAACCAGAUGAAAAACCGACUUCCGUUUUUUCAGAAUACUCAUUUUCGUUGUUGGAGGACAUCAUUUCAGCUGAAAAAACAGAACUUAUUAUUUCUGUCAAUGAUUCUGACUGUUAUUAAUUGAAGAUUCAUCUUCAAAAGUAGAUAAAAUUCCUGCUACUUUGGAAGACUAAAGACUUUUUAAUAUUUUAAUAAAGUAAUAAAAGUUUUCUAUUAGUGAGCUAA
Parasteatoda tepidariorum (common house spider) is the source of this 2752-nucleotide messenger RNA. RefSeq lists its product as uncharacterized. Gene Ontology annotation, biological process: cell population proliferation; DNA damage response; positive regulation of protein phosphorylation. The record is from RefSeq and is a predicted model, not a curated record. Gene Ontology annotation, cellular component: nucleus. NCBI's taxonomy places the organism in Eukaryota, Metazoa, Arthropoda, Arachnida, Araneae, Theridiidae.